CUGCACCGCCGCUGGCACCGAGACUACAUACACACGGUAUACAGACGGAGGGGCCUGCAGUACAGCCGCGAGAGAGAAUCGCGAGCACACGCGCGCCGGUUUUGUCUCCGUGUACACUCGUAGAAACGCGAAAUAUUAUGUCACGCGAGAGCCGCAGUUUUCUAGUAGCGGGCAAUAAUAGUAAUAGUAAUAAUAAUACCGUCGCGCGGGAGGACGCAUAUACUUGUACGAGUGCAUGAGUCGAAUCGCCUCGUAGAAAAAGUGCCGUGUGUAUAACGCGUGUGCGAGAGAGUGAGAGUGAGCUGUCGCAGGCGCGGCUCGAGGGCCCGAUAGACAAUUUGUCCAAUUUGAUCGAGCGAUUGUUGUCUUUUGCCGAAAAAAAAAAAAUUUAAGAAACAAUAGGAAGGACGAUCGCGUGUGUUGCGUUACUCGCGAUCGAUUGUAUACACGUACGUACGAACGGAGUGACCUUAUACAUCGCGAGAUAGUAUUUCCGUAUAUUGUGAGAGAUCGUCGUCGUCGUCUGAGUGACAUUUAUUGUACAUCCACGAUACAGGCCAGUCGCUGCCUCGAAGCUAUAUAGCACACGUUUCACGGGUUCGGAGCGCGGGGUAAGCACGUUCGAGUCCUCCCGAAUAAAAAAAAAGAACCACCACCACAACCAUAGUCAUGUCGCGGCUCGUGCUGGGCAUCGACGUGGGCACGACCAGCGUCAAGGUCGUCCUGGUCCAGCCCGACGGCCAGACGAUACUCGCCAAUCAGUCCAAGGACACCCAGGCCAACGUGCCGAGCGAUCUCGGCGUCGAGGGCAACAAGCAGGACGUGCCCAAGAUACUCUCGGCCAUACACAGUUGCGUCUCGAGAUUGCCCAAAGAUCUGUUGAAGCAGGUCGAGAGCAUCGGCAUAUGCGGCCAGAUGCACGGCGUGACGCUCUGGAAGUCCGACGCCGUGGCGGCCACGACGAGCAGCGGCGGCGGCGGCGCUACGAACAACGGCCAUCAGAAUCAGUUCAAGCUCGACAUCGACAAGGACGGCGUGUCGCAUCUGUACACCUGGCAGGACGGCCGCUGCGACAUCGGCUUCCUGGACUCGCUGCCCAGGUCGUCGAGCCACUUGGCCCUGCACACGGGCUACGGCUGCGCGACCCUCUUCUGGUUCGCCAAAAAUAAACCGGAGAAGCUGAAGAAGUACGACAGAUGCGGCACCGUGCAGGACCUCGUGGUGAGCCUGCUGUGCGGCUCGGCCGAGGGCCCGGUGCGCAUGAGCAAUCAGAACGCCGCGAGCUGGGGCUACUUCUGCACCGAGGCCUGCGACUGGGACCGCGAGGCCCUGGCCCGGGGCGACUUCCCCGAGCGACUGCUGCCCCAGGAGGUGCUCGGGCCCGGCGAGAGCGCCGGCCGACUGUGCCGCAGCUGGUUCGGCAUACCCAAGGGCGUCAACAUAGGAGUCGCGCUGGGCGAUCUUCAAUGCUCGGUGUACGCGCUGCUGAAGCAGCCGAGCGACGCCGUCCUAAAUAUCUCCACGUCGGCUCAGCUCGCCUACGUACAUCCGACCCUCAAGCCGGACGCAAUCAAUGAAUCAAAAAAAAUCGAAUACUUCCCGUACUUCGAUGACAAGUACCUGGCGGUGGCUGCUUCGUUGAACGGCGGCAAUACCCUGGCCACCUUCGUCAAGUCGCUGCAGCAGUGGAUCCUGGAUCUGGGCUUCUCCGUGCCUCAAUCCAAAGUCUGGGAGAAGCUGAUCAAGCUGGCGGCGGACGAGGCGACGAGCCGCAGCGACAUGCAGAUCGUGCCGACGCUGCUCGGCGAGCGCUACGCGCCCCAGCAGACGGCCAGCGUGAGCGGCAUCAGCCUCGACACCCUCGAUCUCGGCAGCAUCUUUCGCGCGCUCUGCUCCGGCAUCAUCAAGAAUCUGCACGACAUGAUGCCGCGGGACGAGCUGGCGGCCUUCGGCAUCGAGCGCAUCGUCGGCAACGGCUCGGGUCUGGUGCGCAAUCCCGUCCUCCAGCAGGAGGUCUCGCACUGGUACCGACUGCCGCUCGAGCUGGGCCACAGCGGCGACGCGGCCCUGGGCGCCGCCCUCGCCCUGCUGCAGACCAACGGCUAGAUCGGAGAGAGAUUUUUUUUCUUUUUUUUUUCUCAACAGGUAUCGUCUACGUGAGAUUAUUUGACGAAAGAAAAAAAUUAUAUGCGUGUUAAUUUUUUUACGUAGAAAAGCGGCUGUGCAUCGAUUUUAUUUCAAGUAUACGUGUUAUUAUUACGUACAUUCAAAAAUGUCGAGAUUUAUGCGUAGGGAAAGAGAGAUGUCAACGUUCGCGUACAGCGAAUGAUAAUGGUAAUUAUUUUUCACGUAGAUGUGAGAAGAGGAGAGCUCGUGAAAAUUCAUUUCCAGCUGUGUAGGUAGACUGUACAAUCGAUUCGUAAAUGACGAGUACAUUAAACACAGCGCCUGUACUUCUUAU
Messenger RNA from Trichogramma pretiosum, 2461 nucleotides. Its product is annotated as sedoheptulokinase-like. The record is from RefSeq and is a predicted model, not a curated record. Gene Ontology annotation, biological process: carbohydrate metabolic process. The transcript has 8 exons. Gene Ontology annotation, cellular component: cytosol. NCBI's taxonomy places the organism in Eukaryota, Metazoa, Arthropoda, Insecta, Hymenoptera, Trichogrammatidae. Gene Ontology annotation, molecular function: sedoheptulokinase activity. The coding region runs from base 670 to 2106 and encodes 478 amino acids.